Messenger RNA from Cuscuta epithymum, 7919 nucleotides. Lineage: Eukaryota; Viridiplantae; Streptophyta; Magnoliopsida; Solanales; Convolvulaceae. The record is from the annotation of a GenBank genome assembly.
CCCCAUUCGACCCCCCAAAAGAGAUAAGAGAGCAAAGGUAUCCACACAACUCAAAAGGGAAGGAAGAAGGAGAGCAGUCCGCAGGUUCUUUCUUUAGUGCGAAGCUCUUACUGUUCGAACCAUAACUUGAGAUUUACUCGUCCAAUUAAGGCGUAUAAGGUACCAAAAGAAAGCUCUCAAGACGAGGAAUCCGUGGAGGUCUGGUUUGCAUCAAUCGGAGUAGUGGAAGGCUUCCAGAUUGUCCGAACAAAACGCAACCUCGCAGAACACAGUUUUGUAUUCAACGAAACGAGUUAACCGGAAAACGCCCGUUCUAGGGACUGUUUUCGUGUCAUUCGGUUAGGAGUGGAGCUGGCAGCUGGAGGAGGCUGUUUAACACUCAUUUCUAAGCAAGGAAUCAGUUCUAAAUCAACCUUGACCAAAGCCUUGACCAUUGGAUCAAGAAGGAAAAGUUUAAAGCUCAAUUAAGGUUGAGGCUAGAGCUUGCAUCCUGUGCUCGUUGAUCGAGUGAUUCCUCGGAGAGAAGACUUGAAAUGGACCGUGGUGGCAGGAUUACUAGGAGAAACCCGACUGGCCGUGUACAAGUGGAGACUGGACAGGGCAGUCGAAGGACCUCUAGGGCAUCUAGAGGAGCUGGCCGUGGAGGCCGAUCACAGACCGUGAGUGACGGUCAUGUCGACACGGAAAGUGAAACCUACUGGUCCUAUGAGGACUCGACCUAUCGACCGGAAACUGAACCGGUUGAGACCCCUUAUGAAGGGGAUGAUGACGAUGUAAGUGAUGAGGAGGAAAAUGGCUCCUUAGCACGGAUUGAAGCACUACUUCAACAGUACCACCGUGAGCGUGAGGAGAGGAGGGAACGCCGAAGGCGCCGGGCCGGGCAACCUUCGGGCGGGGCUUCAAGAGGGAGGAGCCAUGGCGACUCUAGGGCCCACACUGAACCACAUGGGGGUCGGGGUGAUGGAGGUCCAAUCAUAAGGAUCUCCAAAUACAUCAAAGAGGCACGAGACUUGGGGUGCAAACCGUUCGAUGGGACGGGUGACAUCUCCGUUUCGGCACAACGGAUUAAGCGGCUGAAUGAGGCAGCCCUGGACAUGCAACUCACCCCCGAAUAUAAACUAAGGGUUGCGGUGAGAUUGCUUGAAGGUAUGGCAUCCAAGUGGUGGGAUGGGACCAAAGGCAAAUAUGGCGAGACUGUCACUUGGGAGGAUUUCCGACAGGAAUUCUUUGCCCAAUAUUACUCGGACUUUGAGGUGAACAAGAAAGUGAGGGAAUACACCCUUCUAACCCAAGGGGGUAACAUGACGGUGAGGGAACUUGAGUACAAGUUCAGGGAUCUUGCCGAUUACAUACCUGAGUAUGCUUGCGACGAGAACCGGAUGGUGAACCACUUCUGGGAUGCUCUAGACUUGGAGAUACGUGACAGGGCAACACAAUUGCCUAACAUGACGUUUGCCCAAGUGGUUGACCAAGGGUUGAAAGGAGAGAAGCAAUGGGAAGAAAGGAAGAAGAGAGACGCCGAGGAGGCGAAAAAGAGAAAGUGGGAGAGUCAUGGCUCCCAAGGUUCCAACAAAAAGGGGAACCACGGGGGAGGAUCUUUCCGGGCACCACCGCCACCAUAUAGGGGGAACCAAGGCCCGAGUGGGCAAGGCGCGAGGUCACAAACCUCAGUGGUAGCUCGUUGCAACAAUUGCAAGAAGAACCACUCCGGUAAAUGUCGCGACCCCCCUAGAUGUUUUCAAUGCGGGGAUGCCGGGCAUUUGAAGGCACAUUGUCCACAAUUGAGUGGGGCAAGGACAUCGGGACCAAGUAGUGGCCCGACGGGUACGCGGAAUCAACCCGGGGCUUCUCAAGCAAGCCGGGGACAUGGGGGAGCAAGUGCGAGCAACGCGCCAUCCGUGAACCAAGGGAGGACCCAGGCUAGGGUCUAUGCGAUGACGGAGGCGGAUGCUCAAGCUAACCCGGACUCCGUUGCAGGUAUUGCCUCUCAUAUACUAGUGUUUUAUCCUUAAUUAGUCCAUAAAUUGAGGAUACUAAUCGCUAGGAUCAUUGCACGAGGUUUUGGGGUCGAACCGGGGGAUUUCGGGCAACUUCAGGCGGCUGGGACCCAGGCACGAUCGUGCCUAAGGCAGACACGAUCGUGCCUCCAAGUCAGUAGCUGCCCAGGAAUAAUCCCAACCCAGGCACGAUCGUGCCUAAGGCAGACACGAUCGUGCCUACAAGGCAGUAGCUGCCCAGGGUUUUUCUCCAAACCAGGCACGAUCGUGCCUAAGGCAGACACGAUCGUGCCUCCAAGUCAGUGGUUCCCAGGAUUUGUCCAACCCAGGCACGAUCGUGCCUAAGGCAGACACGAUCGUGCCUAAGGCAGACACGAUCGUGCCUCCAAGGCAGUAGCCCCAGGGCGUUUUCCUGAGCCAGGCACGACCGUGCCUACCCCGGGCACGCCGUGCCUGGCACCCAGAUUGCCGAAACCCGAUUUUUUCGCAUCGUUUUGCGGCGUUAAGGCCUCUUCUUGAUCCCUAACGUGCGUGUGAACAUUGCAACCUUCUAUAAAUGAGUAGGGAGGGUAGGAAAGAUGUCUUACAUGGUUCAUGAAUGUAGGGACACUAAAGAUUAACGGGAAGGAUGCACGAAUCCUUAUCGAUACCGGAGCGCAACGUUCAUUCGUGAGUGAGGCGUUUGCCGAGAGCUUAGAGAUGCAAUCAAUACCAAUGACACAAACCUUAGUGGUAUCAACCCCACUAGGGGAAGACGUUGAAAGAAACAAUUACUAUCCAUCUUGUAUGGUGGAAAUCGGUGGCCAAACCUUGACGUGUGAUUUCGUACCGCUGAGUAUGAUGGAGUUCGAUGCAAUCCUAGGGAUGGAUUGGCUAGAAAAGCAUCAUGCUAGGGUAGAUUGCUACACAAAGGUGUUGGAACUCGAAGGCACACAGGGGGACACCCUACGCUUCGAGGGGGACCGCGGCAAAUCAAAUAGUUGUAUCAUAUCCGCCGUGAGAGCGAGAAAUAUGAUGAGGAAGGGAUGCCACGCAUAUCUAGCAUACGUGGUUGACAAAACCAAAGAGGAAACGAACAUCGAUGAUGUGAGGGUGGUUUGUAAGUAUCCGGAUGUCUUCCCUAAAGACCUACCGGGGCUUCCACCUGACAGAGAGAUUGAAUUUGUGAUCGAGGUCGAGCCUGGUACCAAACCAAUCUCCAUACCGCCAUACCGGAUGGCACCCGCUGAACUUAACGAGUUGAAAACCCAAUUGCAAGAGCUUUUGGAUAACGGUUUCAUUAGACCAAGCCACUCCCCGUGGGGAGCACCGGUUCUUUUUGUGAAAAAGAAAGAUGGGACACUUCGAAUGUGCAUUGACUAUCGUCAACUGAACAAGGUCACAAUCAAGAAUAGGUAUCCGUUGCCUAGGAUUGAUGACUUGUUUGAUCAACUACGAGGAGCAACCGUGUUUUCGAAGAUUGACUUGAGGUCGGGUUACCAUCAAUUGAAGAUUAAGGAAGAUGACAACCAAAAAGUGCUUUUCGCACAAGGUAUGGGCACUUUGAAUUCCUUGUUAUGUCGUUUGGGUUAACAAACGCCCCAGCGGCAUUCAUGGACUUGAUGAACCGAGUAUUCCAUAAAUACUUGGAUCGAUUCGUGAUUGUGUUCAUCGAUGACAUCUUGAUUUACUCAAAGAGUGAAGAAGAGCACGAGGAGCACUUGAUACUUGUUCUAGAGACACUACGGGAGAAGCAACUUUAUGCCAAAUUUUCUAAAUGCGAAUUUUGGCUAAAGGAGAUUGGCUUCCUCGGGCACGUGGUUUCGGGAUCGGGAAUUGCUGUUGAUGACAAGAAGAUAGAAGCCAUUACCGAAUGGGAGAGGCCAAAGAACGUCAAGGAAAUUCGUAGUUUCCUUGGAUUGGCAGGCUACUACAGAAAGUUCGUGGAGAAGUUCUCUGUUUUGGCAUCACCAUUGACAAAGCUCACUCGUAAAGGAGCUAAGUUUGUAUGGGAUGACAAAUGUGAGAAGGGGUUCAUGGAACUAAAGAAGCGAUUGACCGAGGCACCGGUACUUGCAUUACCCAAACAGGGUGUGGGGUACGAUGUCUAUAGCGAUGCAAGCAUCCAAGGGUUUGGAUGUGUACUGAUGCAGAAUGGGAGGGUAAUCGCCUAUGCUUCACGACAAUUGAAGAAGCAUGAGGUGAAUUAUCCUACUCAUGAUUUGGAGCUCGGGGCAGUGGUAUUUGCACUGAAGAUAUGGAGACAUUAUCUCUACGGGGAGACAUGUCACAUAUACACUGAUCACAAGAGCUUGAAGUACGUGUUUACUCAGAAAGAGCUAAACAUGAGACAGAGACGGUGGAUGGAGCUGAUAAAAGACUACCAUCUAGUGAUAGAGUAUCACCCAGGCAAGGCAAACGUGGUGGCAGAUGCUUUGAGCCGGAAGAGCUCGUCUGGGGCAUUGAUAACUAAUUUGAGGGCAUUAAGAGCCCAACUGGAGGUAACCAGCGAUGGUGCCUUAUUGGCACGAUUUGAGGUGAGACCCACUUUACUUGAUAAGAUCAAGAAGGGUCAGGAAGCCGACGAAGAACUUAUGAAGGUCCGGGAACGCAUGCAAGCGGGGCCGGUGGAGGAUUUCAGGGAAAGAGAUGAUGGUCUCUUGUUAUUUCGUGACCGUGUGUGUGUACCGUCAGAUGAUGAGCUCCGAAAGUCCAUCUUAGAGGAGGCUCAUUCAUCGGCUUAUGCCAUGCACCCGGGGGGCACGAAAAUGUACCGUGAUUUGAAGGAAAGUUACUGGUGGUCUGGAAUGAAGAGGGAAAUAGCCGAGUACAUCAGUCGGUGCCUUACUUGUCAACAAGUUAAGGCAGAACAUCAGCACCCAGCAGGCUUAUUGCAACCACUCUCCAUCCCUGAAUGGAAGUGGGAGCACGUGACUAUGGAUUUCGUGGUAGGCUUACCACGGACUAUCAGGAACUAUGACGCGGUUUGGGUCGUUGUGGAUAGGCUCACAAAGAGUGCACACUUCUUGCCUAUCAACACUACCUACCCACUUGAGAGGUUAGCCAAAUUGUAUACGGAUGAGAUCGUGAGGCUGCAUGGGGUCCCGGUGACCAUUGUAUCUGAUAGAGACCCACGAUUCACAUCACGUUUUUGGCCGAAAUUCCAGGAGUCUAUGGGAACGAAGUUGAAGUUCAGCACUGCUUUCCAUCCACAGACGGAUGGGCAGUCUGAAAGGGUUAUACAGAUCCUAGAAGACAUGCUGAGGGCUUGUGCAUUGGAGUUCCAGGGGAGUUGGGACAACCACUUAGCACUUGUGGAGUUUGCCUAUAACAACAGUUAUCAGGCAAGCAUCGGCAUGCCUCCAUACGAGGCAUUGUAUGGGAGGAGGUGCCGUACACCGUUAUGCUGGGACGAAGUUGGCAUGGCCAAACUCGAGGGUACUGAGUUGGUGGAGGUCACCAAAUCAAAGGUGAAGUUAAUUCGAGAGAGACUCAAGGCGGCUCAGGAUAGACAAAAGAGUUAUGCAGAUAAGCGUCGAAGAACCUUAGAGUUUAAGGUUGAUGACGAGGUAUUCUUGAAGGUUUCUCCUUGGAAAGGGAUCAUUCGGUUCCAAACCCGAGGAAAACUUAACCCACGAUAUAUAGGUCCAUUUAGGAUUAUAGAGAGGAUGGGAGCCGUUGCAUAUCGUCUACAGUUGACUCCUGAGUUAGAGAAGAUACAUAAUGUGUUUCAUGUAUCCAUGCUUAAGAAGUAUGUGCAUGAUCCUUCUCAUGUGUUGGAGAAGCCGCCCGUGGAGGUACGUGAAGAUUUGAACUAUGCCGUGCAACCGGUAAGAGUUAUUGACAGAAAAGUGAAGAAACUGAGGAGUAAAGAAGUUCCAAUGGUUAAAGUCCUUUGGAAAAGUGACCGGGUCGAAGAAGAGACUUGGGAAACAGAAGCUUUGAUGAGGAAGCAGUAUGCAUUCCUAUUUGAGUAGAGCUGUGAAUUUCGGGGACGAAAUUCCUGUUAAGGGGGGGUGAACUUGUGACACCGCUCCCGAAGGUCCUUGAAAAUUUGAUUUAAAAUUUUAAGUUUAUGUAUUGGAUUUCUGAUUUCCAAACAUUUGUUAAACGAUUAAUGUUUUACGUAAUUAAUGACCGAUUAUUAUACUGUUCGAACUCGUAUAUUAGUAUCGGGCUGGCGAAUACUCAUUUUGGGCCCAACCUGCUAAAAAUAGCAAGUAUUCGAGAAUGGCGUCCUGGAUCCACUCGGGAGUGACCCACACGGCUAGUAGUCCAAUAAUAUGUAUGACAAAUGUCAAAUAAGUGAUAGAAUGAUUAAAGGAGAAUACAAAUGCCUAUAACCCCAUCUUUGGCAUUAUUGAGCUAAAUAAUGGGAGUAGGAUUUUCCUCCUAUAAUAUCCAUCAAGUAAAUUAUUGAGAUGAGCCUACACAUAUUGGAGACCAAUAAUGUGAUGUAGGAAGUUGACUUGUUCUAAAUAAAUUAGGAUGAGUACAAAAAGACAUCUUUUGACAAAAGAUAAAACAAUAGGACCCAUCUUCCCAUUUUUUUUGGAAGUAUUGGUAGAUAUUUUGGACCCCAAAAUGAUUGGGAUCAAUUGGGAACCACUCCACAUGCCUUGGUAACAUGAUUGAGAGCUCUUGUAUACUCCCACAACCCCCCAUUCGACCCCCCAAAAGAGAUAAGAGAGCAAAGGUAUCCACACAACUCAAAAGGGAAGGAAGAAGGAGAGCAGUCCGCAGGUUCUUUCUUUAGUGCGAAGCUCUUACUGUUCGAACCAUAACUUGAGAUUUACUCGUCCAAUUAAGGCGUAUAAGGUACCAAAAGAAAGCUCUCAAGACGAGGAAUCCGUGGAGGUCUGGUUUGCAUCAAUCGGAGUAGUGGAAGGCUUCCAGAUUGUCCGAACAAAACGCAACCUCGCAGAACACAGUUUUGUAUUCAACGAAACGAGUUAACCGGAAAACGCCCGUUCUAGGGACUGUUUUCGUGUCAUUCGGUUAGGAGUGGAGCUGGCAGCUGGAGGAGGCUGUUUAACACUCAUUUCUAAGCAAGGAAUCAGUUCUAAAUCAACCUUGACCAAAGCCUUGACCAUUGGAUCAAGAAGGAAAAGUUUAAAGCUCAAUUAAGGUUGAGGCUAGAGCUUGCAUCCUGUGCUCGUUGAUCGAGUGAUUCCUCGGAGAGAAGACUUGGUUCGUGCUUCCUCCAUUCUAUUUGAAACAUUAAUAAAUUUGCUCAUGGAUAUUUUACUAUAGAGCCUGCGUGCUCAUGAAUAGCCCGGUGUGGCCUUUGUUUUAAACAAUGUUUUCCGUUGUGUUAUGAAUUACUUAUUAUGUUUGUUUAUGGAUGUUAUAUGUGUGAAUGAUAUUCAUGACGCCUUGUAUAAUAUGAAUGUGUUGGACUGCGGUUGACUAUUCGUAUUGUACGGCGGGUUGUUGACGUGUCCGGGUAGGUCCGGGGCGUGACAUCGGGGACUUGUGAUUGCAUUGAUUUUUGAGUGUUUAUAUUUUUACUUUUAAUUACUUUUUAUGGUGUGUUGUUGUGGUAAUUGCACAUUUAAGGUGCAAUCAUUUUAUUUUUCUAGUUUGUUGUAAUUUAGUAAAUUUAGAAUCAUCUUGAGCAAGAAACAAUCAAGAAUCAACAAAGGAUCAUGGAAGGGAUCUUACAAGAUCAAAGGAAAGUGCAAGGGAACAAGAAAUCAUGCAAGAAAUGUGAUUUGGUGACUUACCCGGUCGGGUAUAGUCUUUACCCGGUCGGGUAUGAAGUGACCCGGACAAAAAGACGUGCAGAAAACACAAAAUUGUGGGCAAAAUAUUUGAUUUUGACAAAUACCCGGUCGGGUAUCUCAAAUACCCGGCCGGGUAUCCGGUGCAGCACCUUCAAAACACCUAUAAAUAGCCCCAUUUUCCUUCACUUUUAAGCAUCCCUUCUUCCAUACUCUUAAG